UUUAAAAAUGGAGAGUUGUGUUGUCAUUUAUUGUUGUUGUGGUUGUAGCAGAGUGUGCUGCUCAUAGUUUGCAUCCAUUUUAUACUGUUUUCUUGAUGAAGAAAUAAUAAUAAAUACUAUGGCGUCUGUAAAAGUUGCGGUUAGGUGUCGACCAUUGAAUAAAAGGGAGGAAGCACUUGGUAGUUCUGUGAUUAUCUCUAUGCAAGGAAGAAAAACUUUCAUCACAAAUGUUAAGGCCCCAUUGGAGGCAUCAGGAGGAGAUUCUGGCAGAGAACGAGCAAAGACGUUUGCAUUUGACUUCUCCUAUUGGUCUGCCGAUAAAAACGAUUCACACUGUAUCAACGAAGACACAGUGUUUGCAGACUUGGGUAUAGGUGUAAUAGAUGCAGCCAUUGAAGGGUACAAUGCUUGCGUAUUCGCUUAUGGCCAGACAGGUUCCGGGAAGACGCACACCAUGAUGGGUUCCCAGGAGAGUCCCGAUGUUGUUGGUUUGACACCAAGGAUAUGUCAGGGGCUGUACAACAAAAUAGAAAUGCUCAAGGGUGAAGGCAUAAGCUUCCGAACCGAAGUCAGUUACCUAGAGAUUUAUAACGAGAGAGUGCGAGACUUGCUAUGUACGCUAGGUACAGGCGAGGAGUUUGGUACACACUCGCUGCGUGUUAGAGAGCAUCCCAAGGAAGGACCCUACGUUCAAGAUUUGUCCAAACACUUGGUGAUGAAUUAUGCUGACAUACAAGAUUUGAUGAACAUAGGAAACAACCGCAGGACAACAGCAGCAACACAGAUGAACGAUACCAGUAGUAGGUCUCAUGCCAUCUUCACUAUCACCUUUUCACAGGCAAGGUUUUCUCGAGAUAUGCCGAGUGAAAUGGUGAGCAAGGUUCACCUUGUUGACUUGGCUGGCAGUGAGAGAGCAGAUGCAUCAGGAGCGACGGGCGUCAGACUAAAGGAGGGAGGAAGUAUAAACAAGUCUCUCGUCACACUUGGAACGGUCAUACAUGCUCUGGCGGACAUGUGCAGCGUAAGAUCGCCGGAGAAGAAGCAGAUGUUCAUUCCGUACAGGAAUUCCGUGCUGACGUGGCUCCUGAAGGACAGUCUGGGCGGCAAUUCGAAAACUAUCAUGAUCGCCACCAUAUCUCCAGCCGAUGUCAACUAUGCAGAGACACUGAGCACACUGCGAUAUGCAAACAGAGCCAAGAACAUCAUCAACAAACCUACUGUCAAUGAGGAUCCGAACGUAAGGCUGAUCAGAGAUUUGCGAUCGGAGAUUGCCAAACUGCGAGCCAUGCUGGGUGGAAAUGUGAACAUGUACCCAGGAGUCCAUGAAAGGUUGCAUGAGAGUGAGGCCAGGGUUAAGGUGUUGACGGAGGAGUGGCAGGGGCGCUGGCAGGAGAUGAGGGAGAUACUCACCGAGCCGAGCCUCGGACUGCGCAGGGAGGGCCUCGGCGUCGUGCUCGACUCCGAGCUGCCACACCUCAUCGCCAUCGACGACGACCUCCUGAGCACCGGGGUCAUCCUCUACCACCUCAAGGAGGGGAAGACAAAGCUGGGAAUGGAAGGGGCUGCUACACGGCAAGAUAUAUAUCUGAGUGGAUUGGAGGUGGAGCCGGAACACUGUGUAAUAAUGCACGAUAGCGACGGCGUUGUCACGCUGAUUCCACAGUCAGGUGCACAGUGUGUGAUAAGUGGCACUCUAGUCGAGGAGGCCACACAACUAAGCCAAGGCUGUGUGAUAUUACUGGGUCAGUCGAACAUGUUUCGCUUCAAUCACCCUGCAGAGGCAGCCAGUCUGAGGAGGCAAGGACUCAGAAGCACGAGUCUGGGUAUGUCACGCACGUCUCUGCUCAGUCAGUCGAUGUCGGAUCUCGUGAAGUCGACGGAGAACCUGACGCUGCAGAACGCGAGCAUCGAACUCGAGAUGAAGCAUCAGCAGGAGCUGGAGCAACUCGAAGCCAAACGUAAACUGAUAGAAGAACUGGAGCGAUGCCAUUUAGAUGCAGAAGAGAGUAGGAGAGACGAACAGGAGAUGAGAGACCGAGAGAUGGCAGAGCAGUCACUAAUUAUAGAGCGCAUACACCAGGAGACAGCACGACUUAACAAAGAAGCAGAGGAGGCACAAGAUAGAAUUAAGAGAGAGGAAUUAAAGUUGCACCGUAAGUCGAUGGAUAUUGAACAGCAAAGGAAAGAGUGGAUGGAGGAGGUUGAAAGAUUCCAGGUGGAGAAAGAGCGUCUAAAACAAGAAAAGGAGAAAAUGGAGGAAGAAUUUGAACAGAGGGAGCUUGACCGGCAAGAAGUCGAGGAAGAGCGAUCCAAACUGGAACAGCAGCAGAAGCUUCUGUUUGAACAAGAGAAUGAAGGGAAAAGUCCCAUUGGUUCUGUUGUCAACACAGCAGCUCAGGUGGCGCUGGAUGACGAUGAGUGUGCUGUGCAGGCUAGGGUGAAGCUGCUGCUAGAUCAGGUACUCCAGCAGGAUCACGGAGAUGACGCUGAUGCCGACAGCCUCUCUGAGUCCGGUAGUGAUGGCAGCAGGAUCUGUCAGUUGGAAGAGAGAAUACAAUCGCAAGAGGAGCAGUUGGAGGCACUGGUAUCCAACGAGCAGGACAGUAGAUCAGAAUGCAACAGGGAAGAGAGGGCUCAGCUUAGACAAGCUAUCCUGCAACAGCUAGAGACGGGCAAAACCGAACUCCUACACAUACUACAGAGUAAAGGAAAGCGCAGCAAGGUGAAGAGGCUCAACAGCUUGAGGAGCAAGGAGGAGAGACUGGAGUCUAAAAUCGAGGAGCUAAAGGAGUUAGCGCACCAGUAUACGAACACAAUGGAUGAGCUAGAGGAUAAGCGCGAUAAAUUUGAACGUGAGAGGAUGCUCGAACUAGACAAGAUCGAAACGGAAAAACUUCAACUUCAGGAGAUGGAGGACCAGGAAAGGAUCAACGCGCUCGUCGAGGCCGAGGUGAAGCGACGCUGCUUUGACGAGACGGUGCGGCGAGCGAAGGCGCUCAAGCGAUCGCGGGAGCGCGAGCGACGCACUCGCGAGCAGGAGAUGUCGCGGCUGAAGCGCGCGCACGAGAUCGAGAUACAGCGGCUCAAGCAGCAGCUGGUGUCGCGCACCGCCGACACCGGCACCGCGCUCCCGACAAAGGCAAACCCGUACGCGACAAUCCACAACAGCGACUCGCUGACGAGUCUCCGGCGACCGUCGGCGGACGUCGUCGCCGGCGGCAACGACCUCCCGCUGCGGGUCGCCGUGCCCGCGUUCGUGCUGCGCGGACACGGCGCGGAUGCUCAUUACGAGUACGAGGUACAGGUGGCGCUGCGGGGCGAGAGCUGGGUCGUCUACCGGCGCUACAGCCGGUUCCGAGAGCUGCGGCAGCGCAUGGUGGCCGCGUACUCGGUGACGGCGGGGAUCCCGUUCCCGCCGAAGCGCUGGUUCCGCAAUCGCUCGGAGUGGGUGGUCGCGCAGCGGCGGGAGCAGCUCGAGGUGUACCUGCGCCGCCUGGUGGAGGUGUGCGGCGCCGCGCCGGGGUGUCCGCUCAACGUGGCCGAUGGUCGCGUCGUCAAGCACUCGCUGUGGGAAUUCUCUUCCUUCUUUAAGAAGGGCGUGUUUGAAACAACGAAGCACGGGACCGGCUGAAGGCGUUCAGUCGUCCGUUAACCCAACGUUGGUAGAUUUACCCGUUCUUCUAUUCGCUUCGGAUGAA
Molecule: messenger RNA, 3698 nt
Organism: Priapulus caudatus
Lineage: Eukaryota; Metazoa; Priapulida; Priapulimorpha; Priapulimorphida; Priapulidae
Product: kinesin-like protein KIF16B
Exons: 27
Coding region: 119-3631 (1170 amino acids)
Biological process (GO): microtubule-based movement
Molecular function (GO): ATP binding; microtubule binding; phosphatidylinositol binding
Source: RefSeq, a predicted model, not a curated record